Molecule: messenger RNA, 1506 nt
Organism: Solanum stenotomum
Lineage: Eukaryota; Viridiplantae; Streptophyta; Magnoliopsida; Solanales; Solanaceae
Product: transcription factor MYBC1-like
Exons: 1
Coding region: 443-1243 (266 amino acids)
Biological process (GO): regulation of DNA-templated transcription
Cellular component (GO): nucleus
Molecular function (GO): DNA-binding transcription factor activity; DNA binding
Source: RefSeq, a predicted model, not a curated record
UUGCAAAUUUGGAAAGUCACCUCAUUUGUCUUCCUCCUUCAAAGCUUUUCUAGGAGAGAUAGAGAGAGGAGACAAAAAAAAAGACAAAAACCCCAUCUCAGAACAAAAAAAAAAAGAAUCUUUUCUUAAAAAGUUUACUCCUUUUUAUCUUGUUCUAUCAUUGGUCUUCAAGUUCAUUUUUGACAAUUAGUCCAUCAAUCUGAAUUGCCACAAAAACCAGAAAUUGACCCUUCUCAGAAAAAUCUAAUCUUUCAAGUUUUUAACACUUCUUUUCUUGGUCCAUCAAUCUGAAUUCUCAUAAAGGAGACAACUUUCCAAGAAAAUUUGCAACCCCAUUUCAUAAAAAUCUGAUCUUUUUCUAGUUUCAUCUUAGUUUUCAGCUCAAUUGUCAAUUGUUCCAUCAAUCUUGAAGUACCAAAAAUCCAAGAUUUUGUUAGGGGAAAUGAGGGAAGAAGAUUCCAAUUGGUUUGCUAAAUGGGAAGAAGAAUUGCCUUCUCCAAAGGAACUAAUGCCUUUAUCCCAAACCUUAAUUACUCCUAAUCUAGCUAUAGCUUUUGAUAUUCAAAACCCCAAUACCCCAAAUCCCAAAAUAUCACCACUAGUUCAUACUCUUUCAUCAGCCGAGUUCGAGUCGAACUCGGCUGAGUUGGGUGGCAUGGCAGGUUCAUCGGGGGUUGGUGAUGAACCUGCCCGCACCCAAAAAAGGCCUAGGCUUGUGUGGACACCACAGCUACAUAAAAGGUUUGUGGAUGCAGUUGCACAAUUGGGGAUCAAGAAUGCUGUUCCCAAGACUAUAAUGCAGUUGAUGAGUGUAGAUGGCUUAACUCGUGAGAAUGUUGCUAGUCAUUUGCAGAAAUAUAGGCUUUAUUUGAAACGUAUGCAGGGUUUUUCUAAUAGUGGCAGUGUUUACGGGGCAGGGGUGGAUCCCGCAACAGAUCAUCUGUUUGCGAGUUCACCCGUGCCUGCUCAUUUUUUGCAUCCAGGGAGGGGAAAUUCUGAUCAUUACAUGCCAUUUGUGCCAGUGGCUGCAGUUAUUGGACAUGCUCCACAACUUCAGCAACAGUAUAGGCAUUUCGGGUCACCGCCCAACGGGCAGUUUGAGGUUCCAUUCUUGCCCCGGCAGUCGCAGCAGCCGGUUCAGAGAAUGGGGACAUCAGUGCAUAAUAGUAGUUCUGUGUUGGAGUCAGCUACAGCUACUAAUGGGAGGAAGGUUCUUACUUUGUUUCCAAAUGGGGCUGAUUGAUUGAAUUCACAAGAGUUGAUUUCUCAGAUGGUCACUCGUAAUUUGUAACUUUUAACUUGUUCUGUCAAUUUUGUUUAUGGAUAUUUUUGGAAUAAUACUUUAGCCUUCGAUUUAGAACCUUUUGUUGGAUAGAUGUUGUUUCUGUUUGUCCUUUAUAAAACUGUGAAUUCACUUUCAAGUCCAUUGUGUUUUAAAGAAUUAGGAUUUGUUGCUUAGUGUCAAUGCUGAAAUUUGUUCACUUAGAUGAACUUGUACAAGUGUAA